AUGAACCUGGUCACGCUUUAUCCCGCUAGCGAUCGAAGCUUUUCAAAAGGCGAGUGGAUAUCGUCUGUCGUUUUGUUUUCGAGUCCCACGUAUCGCAGCAUCUACGCCAAGGAUGCGUACGCCGACCUGGGGCUCGGGGUCGACACCAUUGCGUACCUCGACCUGACCCCAGUCAUCGACACCAUGUGGAGCCUCUUCACGGCCUCUGUGUAUAGAUUCGGCGACAACAAGUUUCUGGGGAAGCGCUCAAUCGUAGAUGGCAAGGCAGGCCCGUUUGUGUGGGACACCUAUUCCCAGGUGCACGACAAGGUGUUGCAUCUGGGAUCAGCGUACCGUGCUGCUGGGCUGGAAGCGAACGCCAAGGUGGGCAUCUACGGUAUCAACUCGCCCGAGUGGUUCAUGGCCAUGGAGGCAUGCAACUGUCAGUCGAUGCAGUGUGUGCCACUGUACGAUACACUGGGUGCGGAGGCAGUGUCAUUCAUUCUCAACCAUGCGGAAGUGGCUCUCGUGGUCGUGCAAGCAGCCAAGAUACCUGCUCUGCUCAAGAGCCUGCCCAACUGCACUGAGAAUGUCAAGACCGUGGUGAGCAUGGGCGACCUGGAUGCGGAGUCCGCCAAGGCACUGACAGACAUGGGCGUGAAGGGAGUCAGCUGGGACGACUUUCUGAAAGAGGGCGAGGCGAAGCCAGUGGAGCCAUGCCCCUCCAAGCCAGAGGACAUCUGCACCAUCAUGUACACCUCAGGCACCACGGGAGAGCCCAAGGGCGUGAUGAUAACGAAUCAUGCCCUCGCCACUGCCGUGGCGGGCACCAAGCGCUUCUGCGAGGUUAACAACUGUGUGCUCACCGAAUCGGACAUCUACAUUUCCUACCUGCCCCUGGCACACAUCUUUGACCACGUGGCCGAGGAGCUUAUGACCCAUGUGGGGGGCUCCAUUGGCUUCUGGCAAGGGGACGUGAGGAACCUCACAAAUGACUUGGAGGCCCUCAAGCCCACCUUCUUCUGCGGAGUGCCGCGCAUCUUUGACCGCAUCCACUCGGCCGUCAUAUCUAAGAUUGAGUCCACGGGCGGGCUCACCAAGAUGCUGUUCGACUAUGCCUACAGCACCAAGCAAGCGCGCCUGGCGGCAGGGGUGAAGAUUCGAGACGCCACGCCAAUCUUUGACUUCCUCGUCUUCAGCAAGAUCAAGGCACGGCUGGGUGGCAACGUGCGGAUUAUCUGCUCCGGUGCUGCCCCUCUCGCCCCUCACGUGGAGGAGUUUUUGAAGAUUGCCAUGUGCUGCCCCGUGGUGCAGGGGUAUGGUCUCACCGAAACCAACACGAGUGGCUUCAUCUCGUACGCGGAUCGCAUCGAGCAGGCCGGCACCGUUGGCCCGCCCAUGCCCACGCUCGAAACCCGCCUCGAAUCCAUCCCCGAGAUGAACUACGAUGCUAUUGGUGCCAAACUGGAAGGAGAAUCAGGGGAGGCGGUGCAUCCCCCGAGGGGGGAGGUGUGCAUUCGCGGGCCGAUUCUCUUCUCGGGGUAUUACAAGCGCGAGGAUCUGACCAAAGAGGCAGUGGAUGCGGAGGGGUGGUUCCACACGGGCGACAUUGGCGAGUGGCAGGCAGAUGGGUCGAUGAAGAUCAUCGAUCGGAAAAAGAACAUUUUUAAGCUGGCUCAAGGGGAGUACGUGGCUGUGGAGAAUCUCGAGAACGUCUUUGGCAACUGCACUGCUAUUGACAUGGUGUGGGUGUAUGGCAACAGCUUUGAGGCAGUGCUGGUGGCGGUGGUGGUACCAAACAAGCCGACGCUGCUAGAGUGGGCCAAGGGGGCAGGUGUGGAGGGGGAUUAUGCUGCCCUGUGCGCCACUGAGGAGGCAAAGAAAUUUAUUCUCGGGCAGCUGACUGAGACAGGAAAGAAGGGCAAGCUGAAGGGCUUUGAGAUGGUGAAGGCGGUGCAUUUGGAGUCACAGCCCUUUGACAUGGAGAGGGACCUGCUCACGCCCACGUUCAAGAAGAAGCGUCCUCAGCUGCUCAAGUACUACCAGGCGCAAAUUGAUGCCAUAGCGGGAGGCGCUGCGGACGAUAGAGCGGGAGGCAUGGCGGACGAUAUAGUGGGAGGCGGGGCGGACGAUAGAGCGGGGAGUAACACGCGGGUGGGCGAGAGAGGUGACGUGGAUGAUAGCACAAAAGCCUCUCAUACUGGAGACGUGCUGAUGACAGCCGGCGCGGCCGUGACAGCAGCAGCACAUGACCGGAUGUCUCAAGAGUAUCAAGUUGCGGUUCAGAGCGGUGCUGAGGGGUGUGUCGGGGGCGCGUCAGGGGACGAUAGAGCGGCAGGUGCGGCGGAUAGUGCAAGCCGUGGCGACACGACCGUGACGGCAGCUCAGGCGAUUCGAGAAUGUCAUACCACGACGGUUGAGAGCGGUGCUGAGGGGUGCGUGGGGGAGGGGGAGGCGGAGGGCGGACAGGCGGAGAGCGCAAGCGGGGCAGAGCGGAGAGUGGCGGACGGGGAAGUGGCUGCAGCGGGGGCUACUAGCGGACGAGGCGCAGUGGCGGAGUGUUCGGGGGAGAGAUUUGGGGAAGGGUUGGCGGAAGGAUUGGCGGAGCGGAUCCGCGCGCUGGUUGAUGCGGCGGACAUGGGCGCAGUGUGGGAGGCGCAAGGGUCAAGCCUGGGCGCGCUACAGGACACGGCGGCCAUCCUGGCGCAUUUCAACGCAUUUUCGCUCAAGGCGCUGGCAUCUGAAGCCCCUGCCAUGCGCUCGCACACUGCCGCCCUACAUGCUUUACAGAGUGAUCUCAUGCGCUCAUUCAGAAAAAUCAGGGAAAUGAAGGCGAAGUUGAGAAAGGCAUUCCCAAACGCGUUCAAG
Closterium sp. NIES-65 is the source of this 2847-nucleotide messenger RNA. NCBI's taxonomy places the organism in Eukaryota, Viridiplantae, Streptophyta, Zygnematophyceae, Desmidiales, Closteriaceae. The record is from the annotation of a GenBank genome assembly.